CCGGCGUGGAGGGUGACGGCGAUCAGCCCGCGCGCGCCGCCAGGAAAUAACACGCCCGCGGAGGCGGCCUGCGGGACCGAAAGUUGCCGGGCGGCGGAAGGGAAAAGGCAGAGCCCUGCGCGGCCGGGGAAGUGCUGAGCCUUCUCCCCACGCCUGAGAAAAGCGAACGGACGAAGAAGCGUUUCCUUUCUCGGGAAACCCCGAGCGGGCCGGUCCCCGCCUGGCAGGGAGGCGCGGCCGGGCACGGGGGAGAGUCGCGGGGCCUCGCACGGGAAAGUUGGGCACUUUGCCCCGGCCACCCCCGCGGCAGCCCGGAGCGGGCCGGCGCUUGCUCCCGCUCCCGGCCCGGCUCCGCCGUGACCGGUGCGGGCGCGACCGCCCACUGGCGCGUUGUUGCGGUGCCCGCGCGGCUCCGCUGCCGACUCCUCCGCCUCUUCCGCUCGGGAUCGCCGCGGCCGGGAGGGAGACGGCCGCCGCCGCCGCGAUGGCUCGCGCGCUCAGCCGGGACCCCGUGGACAUCGAGAACAUUUUGACUUUAAAUCCCUGUAUGCAAGCUCAUGCAACUCUACAUUCAACAGCUGCAAAGAAACAAAGCAAGAAGCACUGGAAAAGGAAUUCUGAUAAGAGUUGUUCAAACACUGAGAAACUAGAAAAUAAUUUUGAUGACAUCAAGCACACAACUCUUAGUGAGCGAGGAGCACUUCGAGAAGCAGUGAGAUGCUUAAAGUGUGCGGAUGCCCCCUGUCAGAAGAGCUGCCCAACUAAUUUGGACAUCAAGUCAUUUAUCACCAGCAUUGCAAACAAGAACUAUUAUGGAGCUGCCAAAAUGAUUUUUUCUGACAAUCCACUUGGCCUGACAUGUGGAAUGGUAUGUCCAACUUCAGAUCUUUGCGUAGGUGGUUGCAAUCUGUAUGCCACAGAGGAGGGACCAAUUAAUAUUGGUGGACUGCAGCAGUUUGCUACUGAGGUGUUCAAAGCUAUGAACAUUCCUCAGAUUAGAAAUCCUUCUCUACCUCCCCUCUUCAAAAUGCCUGAAGCCUACCAGGUGAAGGUAGCUCUCAUUGGUGCGGGGCCUGCAAGUAUAAGCUGUGCUUCAUAUCUGGCUCGAUUAGGCUACUCUGACAUCACCAUAUUUGAAAAGCAGGAAUACGUUGGUGGCUUAAGUACAUCUGAAAUCCCCCAGUUCCGACUGCCAUAUGAUGUAGUGAAUUUCGAAGUUGAGCUUAUGAAGGACCUUGGAGUGAAGAUAAUUUGUGGAAAAGGCCUUGCAGUAGAUGGAAUGACACUCAACACAUUGAAGGAAGAUGGUUACAAGGCAGUCUUUAUUGGAAUGGGUUUACCGGAACCAAACAAAGACCAUAUAUUUGAAGGAUUGAGAACAGAUCAAGGCUUCUACACAUCUAAAGAUUUUCUACCACUGAUAGCAAUGGCAAGCAAACCAGGAAUGUGUGCCUGUCGCUCUCCAUUGCCAUCAAUACAUGGAACCGUGAUUGUACUUGGAGCAGGAGACACUGCUUUUGACUGUGCAACAUCUGCUUUACGCUGUGGAGCUCGCUGCGUGUAUGUGGUCUUCAGAAAGGGAUUCACUAAUAUCAGGGCUGUCCCAGAGGAGAUGGAACUGGCAAAAGAAGAAAAGUGUGAAUUUCUGCCUUUCCUCUCCCCUUGGAAGGUUGUGGUGAAAGGUGGACGAAUUGUUGCCAUGGAGUUUGUUCGAACUGAGCAAGAUAAAGAUGGAAACUGGAAAGAAGAUGAGGAUCAAAUUGUCCGACUGAAAGCAGAUAUAGUUAUCAGUGCCUUUGGUUCAAUUUUAAGUGACUGUAAAGUGAAAGAAGCCCUGAGUCCUAUCAAGUUUAAUAGAUGGGGCCUCCCAGAAGUAGAUCCAGAGACCAUGCAAACAAGUGAACCAUGGGUGUUUGCAGGGGGUGAUAUUGGUGGUCUAGCUAACACUACAGUAGAAUCAGUGAAUGAUGGAAAACAAGCCUCCUGGUUCAUGCACAGAUACAUACAGAACUUAUAUGGAUCUGCAGUUUCCGCUACCCCAGUACUACCUCUCUUUUAUACGCCUAUUGAUUUAGUAGACAUCAGUGUUGAAAUGGCUGGAUUGAAGUUUCCAAAUCCAUUUGGUAUUGCCAGUGCAACUCCAGCUACUAGUUCCCCAAUGAUUCGAAGAGCUUUUGAGGCAGGAUGGGGUUUUGCUGUCACCAAAACAUUCUCUCUGGACAAGGACAUUGUUACCAAUGUUUCUCCAAGGAUUAUACGUGGAAUUACUUCAGGCCCUCUGUAUGGCCCUGGUCAAGGCUCUUUCCUAAACAUUGAGCUUAUCAGUGAGAAAACAGCAGCAUAUUGGUGUAGAAGUAUCAGUGAACUGAAAGCUGACUUUCCUGACCGUAUUGUAAUCGCUAGUAUCAUGUGCAGUUAUAACAAAGAUGAUUGGACUGAACUUUCAAAAAUGGCUGAGGAUUCUGGUGCAGAUGCCCUGGAGUUAAAUUUGUCAUGUCCUCAUGGCAUGGGGGAGAGAGGCAUGGGCCUGGCCUGUGGGCAGGAUCCAGAGCUAGUGCGUAACAUCUGUCGCUGGGUUAGGCAAGCUGUUCAGAUUCCUUUCUUUGCCAAGCUGACCCCAAAUGUCACCGAUAUUGUGAAAAUUGCCCUGGCUGCACAAGAAGGUGAUGCAGAUGGUGUUACAGCCACCAAUACUGUGUCAGGACUGAUGGGACUGAAAGCAGACUGCACACCUUGGCCUGCAGUUGGUGGAGGAAGGAAGACCACAUAUGGUGGUGUGUCUGGAAAUGCUAUUAGGCCCAUAGCCCUGCGAGCAGUUUCUGCUAUAGCUUGUGCUCUUCCAGGAUUUCCCAUCUUAGCCACAGGAGGAAUUGAUUCUGCUGAGAGUGGGCUGCAGUUUCUCCACAGUGGUGCUUCUGUUCUACAGGUGUGCAGUGCAAUUCAGAAUCAAGAUUUCACUGUAAUUGAAGACUACUGCACAGGAUUGAGAGCCCUACUUUAUCUGAAAAGUAUUGAGGAACUUGAAGAUUGGGAUGGACAGAGCCCUACAACCAUGUGCCACCAGAAAGGAAAACCAGUACCCCAAAUUGCUGAUCUGAUGGGAAAGAAACUGCCCAGUUUUGGACCAUACCUGGAACAGCGCAAAAAGAUAAUAGCAGAGAACAAGAUUAAACUGAAGCAACAGAACGUGACUGUUUUACUGCCUAAGAAAAAGCAUUUUGUUCCCAAGAAACCCAUUCCAUCAGUCAAGGAUGUAAUUGGAAAAGCACUGCAGUAUAUUGGAACAUAUGGCAAGCUUAGCAACACAGAGCAAGUUGUGGCUCUGAUUGACGAGGAAAUGUGUAUCAACUGUGGCAAAUGCUACAUGACCUGUAAUGAUUCUGGCUACCAGGCUAUAAAGUUUGAUCCGGAAACCCACCUGCCCACUAUUACUGACAGUUGUACAGGCUGCACUCUGUGUCUCAGUGUCUGCCCUAUUAUUGACUGCAUCCGAAUGGUUUCCAGGACAACACCUUAUGAACCAAAGAGAGGCCUGCCCUUAGCUGUGAACCCAGUGUGUUGAGGUGAUCAGUCCAACAGUUAAUGUGAACUUUAUGUUUGCUUCAUGCUAUUGAUUUGCUUUCUAAUUAGUAGUUGAAAAUCUAACUAUAUCAAAUAUAUAUAAUGUUGAUAGUCAUUAUAAAGAUGUCUGUGUUUUCCAAGGAUUCUUGGAAAAUUUUUUUACACAGUGGUUAGUUUGGAAAGGCAGUGGUUAUUUUGUCAAUUAUGAGCUGUCAGUUGUCCAUUACAAGAUGUAUGACCUUUUCUUUUACAAUUGAUGCCACAGUUUCCAAAUUCCUAUAUUGUGUUUAAUCUUUAUGUAAUUUCUAGUUGCAAAACAAUUAACUGAGCCUUUUGAACUACAAUGCAAUGUACAAGCAAACAGUUUCCAAGGAAGCAUUUUGUAAUUAAACAUUACAUUUAGUUUUAAAACAGUUUCUUAGACAAUGCAAUUAACUAUAUAACAUGAAAACAAAGCAAUGUGGCCGCUACUUUUCUAUGGGAAAAAAAGGAAAAGAGGUUGUAAAAUGGGAUUUCAAACCCAGAUUAAUCACCUUCAACUGCUACAACGUAUGGUAUUAUAUUUUCUUAAUCCUUCCUUAUUCUGCCUCAUGCUAGUCACUUAAAAAAAAAAAAUUGCUAACCAUUGACAUAUACUGCACUCUUCACCAUUUGUGCCUUGCAUGGGUGUCUUGAGUAUUAUAUUUUCCCUAAUGAACAAUCCCAGCACCUUUCGGAAAAUGUUUAAACUGUGUUAUUACAAAAUCCAGGUGUUACUUCAGGGGUCUGAUUUAUAGCAACUUUUCUUCUGCAUCUAUACCCUAAAUAACUUUUUAAUUACAUCAAUUGAUGUUUAAUUACAUUCAUACACAUUAUAGGUUAGAGAUUUAAUUACUCAAAAAUUGAAUGUAUACUAGCAUAACAUAUUUGCCAUACUGAUAUGGCAGAUGUAUUAGCUUAUUUCUUUCCCACCAAUUUUUUAUUCUGAGUGCUUAUGCUUGUUUACAGUAAUAUUACAGCCAAAAGAAAUACGAAAUUGCUAAACAGAAUCUGACACCAUUACGUUAUUUUUCAUUCUCAGUGGGAGCUUUCUCAUACAAAUCCAUUGCUAUAUGAUUUACUCUAUGUAUGAAUGUUAAGUCAUUAGUUUGAUAACAAUAAAAGAUGUGUAAGUUCCGUUCCUUAUGUCUUAUGCUAUGAUCACUAAAAUGUAAUACUUUUGAUUAAACAUACUUAAUUUCCAUGCUCCCAUUUAUAUGUACAUGUCUAAUUAUAAAUAAAUAGAAUUAAGUAG
Molecule: messenger RNA, 4834 nt
Organism: Alligator mississippiensis (American alligator)
Lineage: Eukaryota; Metazoa; Chordata; Crocodylia; Alligatoridae
Gene: DPYD
Product: dihydropyrimidine dehydrogenase
Exons: 23
Coding region: 485-3562 (1025 amino acids)
Biological process (GO): uracil catabolic process; thymine catabolic process
Cellular component (GO): cytoplasm; cytosol
Molecular function (GO): uracil binding; NADP binding; iron-sulfur cluster binding
Source: RefSeq, a predicted model, not a curated record